AUGUUCUCUAAUUACCUCGAGGAUAAAGGUGAGCUGUUUGACAUUCUGGCACCAGGCCACCUACGGGAAAAAAGAGACAUCCUGAAAGUGGAGAGAGUGAUAAAUUUUAGUAAAGCGGGAACAUCCCGACACGAAAAGCUCCUUAAGUUGUCAUUUAUGACCUCUGAAGGACUUUUGCUGGAAUGCUGCUAUCUUGAUGCUUGUCUGUUUGAAAAAUGUGUCCAUGAAGCCGCGGAGAGUGUUCUUCUCUUGUUGAAUUCCAUUUUCUUUGCUGAUGUUAAUUGCUGCUAUGUUUAUGAAACAUCCAUAUAUCUAGUUUACAUCACGGUCAGCAGUCUUGAUAAAACAUUCUUGGAUCUAUUAAGAGCUUCUAAUGGGUAA
Messenger RNA from Linum trigynum, 381 nucleotides. Lineage: Eukaryota; Viridiplantae; Streptophyta; Magnoliopsida; Malpighiales; Linaceae. The record is from the annotation of a GenBank genome assembly.